AUGGGCCUCGCUGUACUUCCCCCUGAUGUUGAAGACGAAUUGGUGCAGCCCGAUACUCGCAAAUAUGACGAAUACCAGGAAGACAGCGACAUGUCGAUGGACGACACGGACGGCCGACCCUCGAAAAGACCUCGAUUGUCCGCUCUGACGUCUAGUCACAUAGUACUCCCCGGCGAGGCAAUCACAGAUGACAGUCAAUGGAUGAGAGGCCACGGGACCUACAUGACCGAAGCGUCAACAACCAUCAUCGCCACACUCGCCGGUCUUCUGAAGACGACCAACAAACUGCUGUCAGUUGCCCCUUUACGGGCAAGAUACACUCCCGAGAUCGGUGACCUCGUGGUUGGGCGGAUUGUCGAGGUGCAGAAGAAUCGGUGGAAGGUGGAUGUUGCGGCCCCGUUACUGGCGCAGUUGCCUCUGUCGUCAAUCAAUCUUCCAGGAGGUGUUUUAAGGCGACGGACAACGGCAGAUGAGCUGCAGAUGCGCAAUUACUUCCAAGAAGGGGAUUUGGUGGUCGCCGAAGUCCAGCAGAUCGGUAGCACCGACGGCACCGCAAGCUUGCAUACCCGAAGUCUGAAAUACGGCAAGUUACGCAACGGAACUUUCCUGGCCGUAUCUGGCACCGGUGGUGGAGGUGGUGUGGUCCGCAGUCGGAGGCAGGUCUUCACCAUCAACAGUGGUGCUCAGGGGGGCGGAGAUGUUGACGUGAUCCUCGGAGUGAAUGGUUACAUCUGGCUAAGCAAGCAUGCGGAACAAGCCCAGGACCAGGGAAGGCUGAGUGGAGGGGUCAGCAUCUCGAAUCUGGAUGAUGUCGUCAGUACUGUCAUCUAUUCGAGCCAGAACGACGACAUUUCCGAAGGGACUAGACGCGAGAUUGCGCGCAUCUCAGAGUGCAUCAAGAUCCUGGCCGAGGAUGGGGUCCGAGUGGACGAAGACAGUGUCAUCAAAGCUUAUGAGGCUGCUGUUGAUGCUGAGAUGAGUGUCAUGGACCAGGCGGGGACUGGUACUCGUGUCAGUGAUGAGGUGCGAAGAAGGAUUGUCGAUGCUGCAAUUCAUUGA
Molecule: messenger RNA, 1059 nt
Organism: Capronia coronata CBS 617.96
Lineage: Eukaryota; Fungi; Ascomycota; Eurotiomycetes; Chaetothyriales; Herpotrichiellaceae
Product: exosome complex component RRP4
Exons: 2
Coding region: 1-1059 (352 amino acids)
Biological process (GO): poly(A)-dependent snoRNA 3'-end processing; exonucleolytic trimming to generate mature 3'-end of 5.8S rRNA from tricistronic rRNA transcript (SSU-rRNA, 5.8S rRNA, LSU-rRNA); U4 snRNA 3'-end processing
Cellular component (GO): nuclear exosome (RNase complex); cytoplasmic exosome (RNase complex)
Molecular function (GO): RNA binding
Source: RefSeq, a predicted model, not a curated record